UUGGUAUUUGUGUUGGGUUGCUUGCAUAUUUUUUUUUACGCUUUUGUAUCCUACAUACUUCUUGAUUUUUCACUGCUUCAAAUAAUUUUAACUAGAGAAAUGAAAUUUGCACAUUUGAAUACCAGAUCUGUUAUACCGAAUUUAAGUGACCUAUCGGCUUAUCUUUUGACUCAUGAUUUCGAUGUUCUAACUUUAACUGAAACUUGGCUUUCUUGUAGCAUUGAUAGUGAUGUUCUACAGAUACCGGGUUAUUCCUUUGUGAGAAAUGAUAGAGAGGGAAGGGGAGGUGGAGUUGCUGCUUACAUAAAACAAAAUUUUAAAUAUCAAAUUAUUUCAAUUGGACAGCAGUAUUCUCUCGGAGCGUUCUGCAACCAAUUGUUCACUGGUCGCCAUCUUGGUGAAUGACAUACGCGAUAGAGACCAGAGCAGAGAGAACACCAUAACUAAAAGCGUCUUUUAAGAACUACUGAGAUGCGAGCGCUAAAUCAAUAGCGGGACACACAUUAUUUGACCACAAGAGAAAUAAUGAAAUAAGGGAGAUAUGUGACAUCCAGGAUGCAGUGAGAUGGGAGAGAAAUCGGUAGAGGCAAUGGAGAGAC
Messenger RNA from Coccinella septempunctata (seven-spotted ladybird), 599 nucleotides. RefSeq lists its product as uncharacterized. The transcript is spliced from 2 exons. The record is from RefSeq and is a predicted model, not a curated record. Lineage: Eukaryota; Metazoa; Arthropoda; Insecta; Coleoptera; Coccinellidae. Gene Ontology annotation, molecular function: catalytic activity. Bases 100 to 405 code for a protein of 101 amino acids.